Clavispora lusitaniae ATCC 42720 is the source of this 4254-nucleotide messenger RNA. RefSeq lists its product as uncharacterized. Lineage: Eukaryota; Fungi; Ascomycota; Pichiomycetes; Serinales; Metschnikowiaceae. The record is from RefSeq and is a predicted model, not a curated record.
AUGACUUCUGUUCUUUCUGAAUGUUCUGGAUGUACUCAGUACACUACAACGUUUACUUCUGCAGACUCUACAGGUGGAAUCGGAACUUAUACAGGCAUUGUUGGUGUUACUACGGAUUCAAGCGGUGAUUUGACCACUCUGACGUCUGUUUUUGCUCCUUCGGAAUGCUCUCACUGUACCGAAUACACCACAACUUUUACUUCCGCAGACUCUACAGGCGGAACUGCCACUUUCACUGGUGAAGUCUUGGUCACUACAAAUUCAGACGGAGCCUUGACUACCAGAACUUCUCUUCUUUCUCCAUCAUCCGAAUGUUCUGGAUGUACAGAGUACACCACCACUUUCACGUCUCUCAACUCAGAUAGCUCCAUUGCUACUUUCACAGGUGUUGUUGGCAUCACCACAAAAUCUGAUGGUGUUUUGACCACCCUGACGUCUGUGAUUCCCGGAUGUGUUGGAUGCACAGAAUACACUACCACUUUCACAUCUGCAGACUCAAAUGGAGGCGUUGACACUUUUACUGGUGUUGUCGGCGUGACUACAAACUCCAAUGGGGAUUUGACUACUAGAACUUCUGUUCUUUCAGAAUCGACAGCAUGCGAUGAAUGUACAAAGUAUACAACAACAUUUACAUCUGCAGAUUCUACAGGAGGAGCAGGAACUUUUACGGGUGUCAUUGAGGUCACCACCAAUUCAAACGGCGAUUUGACCACUCUGACUUCUGUGAUUUCUGACUCUGAAUGCUCUGGAUGCAUCGAAUAUACUACUACCUUCACCUCUGCAGACUCGACUGGAGGAACGGGAACUUUCACUGGUGUUGUUGGCGUCACCACCAAUUCUGAUGGUGCUUUGACUACCCUGACUUCUGUUAUUUCGGAAUGUUCUGGCUGUACUGAAUACACCACCACAUUUACCACUCUUGAUGCUGAAAGUUCUCUUGUUACGUUGACUGGUGAGGUCGAAGUUACUACAAACUCCAAUGGCGCUUUGGUGACUCUGACUUCCGUGCUUUCUGACCCUACGUCUUCUUCGGAGUGUUCUGGGUGUACCGAGUACACUACAACUUUCAUUUCAACUGACUCAACCGGUGGAGUAAACACUUUGACAGGUGAAGUUGUUGUUACGACAAACUCGAAUGGUGCUUUGACCACCGAGACCUCUAUACUUACGGAAUCUGCAUCCGAAUGUGCUGGUUGUACGGAAUACACUACUACUUUCACCUCUGCUGAUUCUACUGGGGGUGUGGCUACAUUGACAGGAGUUGUUGGUGUGACUACCAAUUCAAAUGGUGCAUUAACCACCAGUACUUCGGUUAUACCAGGAUCGAAUGAGUGUUCCGAAUGUACGGAGUUUACCACAACACUCACCUCUGCGGAUUCGACAGGUGGAGUUGGAACUGUCACUGCUGUCGUUGGCGUUACCACAAACGUGAAUGGUGCAUUAACCACUAGGACAUCUGUGCUUGCUGCUUUCGAAUGUAUUGGAUGCACAGCGUACACUACAACGUUUACUUCUGCUGAUUCCACUGGAGGAAGUGGUACCCUCACUGCUGUUGUUGGUAUCACCACAAACUCGAAUGGUGCGUUGACUACUACAACGUCUGUUAUUCCAGCAGUGGAGUCCGAGUGUCCUGGAUGUACGAUAUACACCACAACCUUCACUUCUGCCGAUUCGACAGGCGGAGUAGCGACUCUUACUGGUGUGGUUGGUGUCACGACAAAUUCAAACGGUGCAUUAACAACUCUGACUUCUGUUAUUUCUGCUUCUGCAUGUGUUGGAUGUACUGAGUACACUACAACAUUCACAUCGGCUGAUUCUACAGGAGGAAUUGGAACUUUCUCUGGUGUGGUCGGCGUGACCACAAAUUCAAAUGGUGCUUUGACAACGCUGACUUCUCUUAUUGCCUCUGCAUGUUCUGGUUGCACCAAGUACACCACUGUUUUCACAUCCCUCGAUGCAGAAAGUAGUCUUGUCACCUUCACUGGUGUCGUUGACGUUACUACAAAUUCCAAUGGAGCUUUAACGACAAGAACGUCUGUUAUUCCAGGAACGGCUACUGAAUGUGUUGGAUGCACUAAGUACACUACAACAUUCACCUCUGCUGGCCCUACUGGUGGAGUGGAGACUCUCACUGGUGUCGUUGAUGUUACUACCAAUUCGAAUGGAGCUUUAACUACACUGACUUCUGUGAUUGGCGGAUGUUCAGGAUGCACAGAGUACACAACGACAUUCACUUCUGCAGACCCUACUGGUGGAAUUCAAACUCUAACUGGGGAAGUCAUUGUUACUACGAACUCAAAUGGUGCAUUGACUACGCUUACUUCUGUUAUUUCUGAAUGUUCUGGCUGUACUGAGUACACCACGACAUUCACGUCAACUGACUCUACUGGUGGACUGGAAACCUUAACUGGUGAAGUCAUUGUUACUACAAACUCAAAUGGGGCAUUGACUACGCUGACGUCUGUCAUUCCUGGAUGUGUUGGAUGCACUGAGUACACUACAAGGUUCACUUCCCUUAAUGCAGCGAACUCACUUGUUACUCUUACUGGUAUUGUUGGUGUGACGACAGAUUCUAAUGGCAUCUUGACUACCAGUACAUCUGUUAUUCCUGCCACUGCCACUGAAUGUUCUGGAUGUACUAAGUACACCACAACGUUCACGUCAGCCGACUCCACCGGUGGUGCCAUCACAUUGACUGGAAUAGUUGAUGUAACUACGAAUUCAAACGGUGCUUUGACGACUUCGACAUCAGUUAUUCCUGCUGCUGUUUGUUCCGGUUGCACCCAAUACACCACCACAUUUACUUCUACAAAUCCUACUGGCGGAUUAGACACGCUUACAGGUGUUGUUGACGUGACCACUAACUCCAACGGUGCAUUGACCACUAGAACUUCUAUCAUUUCUGGAUCAGUUUGUUCUGCAUGCACUGAAUAUACUACGGUGUUCACAUCAACGGACUCGACUGGUGGUAUUGGAACCUACACUGGAGUUUUUGGCGUUACGACAGACUCCAACGGAAUUUUGACCACUCUGACUUCUGUUAUUCCUGCCUCUGUCUGCGUUGGUUGUACCGAGUACACUACUACGUUUAUUACUACAGACUCCACAGGAGGAAUUGCUACUGUAACUGGAGUCGUUGACGUGACUACUAAUUCUAAUGGUGCUUUAACAACGUCAACGUCGGUUAUUCCUGGCUCUAGUUCUGGUUGUGUUGAGUGCACCGAGUAUACUACAACUUUCACUUCUCUCAAUGCUGCAGGCUCUCCUGUGACUCUUACAGGUGUUGUUGGUGUAACCACUGAUUCAAACGGUGUUUUGACCACCUCGACUUCAGUUAUUCCUGGAUCUUCUGUGUGUUCUGGAUGCACUGAAUAUACUACAACAUUCAUCUCGACAGACUCGACUGGUGGUGUUGACACUUUCACAGGAGUUGUUGAUGUCACUACAGACUCGGACGGAAUUUUUACUACUCUGACCUCUGUUAUUUCGGCUUCUGAAUGUUCUGCUUGUACUGAGUACACUACCACGUUUAUUUCUACAGACUCUACUGGUGGAACUGCAACUUUCACUGGAGCCAUCGGUGUCACUACCAACUCCGACGGUGUUUUAACGACUUGGACGUCUGUUUAUGUACCCGAAACAUCUCUGUUCCUUGGACACCAUAAUAAUUCGAGUGCUGCUUCAGUAUUUCCUACGGCAACUGUGUCACGUCUUUCGUUAGGGGAGAGCGUUUCUUCCACUUCGAACAGUUUCGUGACACUGCCUGGUUCGGGACCAGUUUUGCUGACAAAGGACUCACAAGGUGCUGUUUCUCCUGUUACUGGAGAAGUAGAGGCAACAGCCUCGGCUCUUUCUGGAGAUGCGACAGGUACUGGUAAACCACUUAGCCUUUCGGUUUCUGGUUCUUUGGCCACAAACAAACAAUCCGCAAGCGGGGUUAAAGGAGCUGACACUCAGAAUACAGUGGUGCAUGUGAGUGGUACUGGAUCUGUUUCUGCCUCUGCGAUAGAUUUGCUUCAAGGUGAUUCAGACUAUUCGGAUACUGCUGCUUCGUACAUCCCGAAGCCUACUGGCGUAUAUCCUAACGGUCAACUGGUAAUAAGUACACUCACGUACAGAACUUCUGCCGCGGAGAUUCCUCAGAAUUCUGGUUCUCCCUCGGCACCAAGUGUCAGCUUCACUGGAGGUGGCAGUCUCAAGAGAACCUCUCUCUUCGUGACAAUGUUGUCUAUUUUUACAACUUUGCUUUUCUAG